Messenger RNA from Momordica charantia (bitter melon), 2099 nucleotides. Its product is annotated as Prefoldin chaperone subunit family protein. The record is from RefSeq and is a predicted model, not a curated record. Lineage: Eukaryota; Viridiplantae; Streptophyta; Magnoliopsida; Cucurbitales; Cucurbitaceae.
GUUUCUUCUUCAAACCCCAAAACCAAAAACCCUCCAUUUCCCCCCUCAACUUGCCGUUUGUUAUCCUCUUCUUCUCCACCAUAAAACCCUAUCUUCAGAAGCCGCAAUCCCUUCAAAAGUUCAAGAAUCAAGAAAUGGCCAAAAAGAAAGCUACCCGAGUGGCCAAAGAGCCGAAGCAGAUGCAGAAUCAGCCGCAGCAGGAGGAUAGCGACCCGGAGCAAUCCAGAGCCGCCAUGGAUGACUCUGUGCUGAAGUUGCAGAGCUUGAAAUCGCUGAAUGAUCGUUUGGUGAAGGAGACCCACGAGCGGAGAAUGGAGGUCGGCGCUCUGGUUAAGACGAAGGACGCUCUGGAGAUCGAUUUGAAGCGGAAUGUUGAUGAAAAGAAUCAGGUAAUGGGGGAACUGGGUGAGGCCUGUGAGGGGAUUUAUGGGUUGGAUUUGGAAAAGAAUGUGGUUUCUGUUUUCUUGCAGAGUCAAAUGGAGGAAAUGGGUGGGGGGAUUUGUGGGUUAAUGGCGGAGAAAAGGGAGAGCGAGAGGUUGAAGGAAAUGGAGAUUGGGUUAUUGAAGGCUGAGGUUAAUGAACUUGUUUUGAAAGUUGAGGAAGAGAGAGAGAAAUGGAGGAGAGUGCGUUCUGAGAGGGAUGCGAUGAAGAUUGCUUUUGAUGGGUUGUUGGAAGAAACAGGGGAUUUGAGAGGGAAAAUGGAGAGAAAUGAGAGGAUGGCAUUGGAAGAGAUUGCAGGUUUGAAGGGGAAAUGCGAGAAGUUGAUGGGUGAAAAAAUGGAGAUUGAGGUUGUGAAUGGGACUCUGUUGAAAGAAAAUGAAUCUGUUAAGAAGUUGUUGGACGAGUCAGCUGUGGUGAUUGAAGAUUUAGAGAGGAAGAUGGAAGAGAAAAUGAAGGAGAAAGUAGAGAUUGAGAGGGAAAAGGAUGGCCUUCAAAUGGAGAUUCUGAAGUUAGAGAAGGAAGUGGUUCAAUUGAAUGAGAGUACAUUCAGUUUCAAACAGGAGAAGAAAGAAAAUGAACAGAGAAUUUCUGAGAUUGAAAAGAGAACUGAAGAAGCAAUAGAGAAGGAAAAUGGCAUGCUGAUGGAGAUUGAUGCUCUAGUCAAACAGUUGCAGAAGAAGGAAAAAGAUAUGGAGAUGUUAACUCAACAGAGAGAGUCACUUGAGCUGAAUUUGAAUCUAGUCCAAGAGGAGGUGGGGAACUUGCGACGCACGAUUGAGGUAAUCACCCGUGACAAAGUUGAAAUGGAGGAGAAGAAAAAGGAAGCAGAGAAUAUCAUUGGAGAGUUACAAAGGGAAUCGAGUAAACUCAAAGAAGCUAUAACUUCUUUGACGGAGUUGGGUGACGUCGAGAAAGCAAGAAAUGAGGAAUUACUCUCCGAAAUCAGUCGUCUUCGAGACGCUUUAGUUGAAGUUUCAUUUGAGAGGGACGAUGCUAGAAAGAGUUUCAGUGAUGAGAAGGGAAGUGUUGAGAAGCUGAGUUUGUUACUCAAAGACAAGGAGAGUAGGCUUGUAGAAGCCAUGAUUUCUCAAGAGGAUUCACUCAACAUAAAGAAGGAGAUGGAGAAACGGAUCGAUAUCUUGGUCGGGGAAAGAGAUUCAAUGGAGAAAAACUUGUUAGAAGCUCAGCGUAGAAUAGAUGAUCUGAAAGCUGAGGUAAAAUCAGCUGUUGCUAAUUCAGAGAAAGCUUUGGCAUUGUUGAAGAAAACUUGUUUGGCUGUCUGUGAUGGCUAUGAGAAGGGAGUAGGGGAAGCUUCUUCUGAGCCCUUUGUUGAACAUUUGAAUGCCAUUAGAACAUCUUUCACAAACAAGGAGAAAAUGGUGGAAGAAAUGAAGCACCGUCUCGAGACCGCACGAGUGGAGGAACGGAAGAAGAGCUUCUUCACCAUAAUGACUGCAGCAACAACAAUUCUGGCUGCUGUUUCCGCUGUUUAUGUUAGCAGAGGGCGCUGAGGCUAAGGCCGAAGGUGUAGUUUGUUUGUUAACUUUGUUACUGCCAAUGCCAUCAGUAGUUCUUAGAUUAACAAACUGAUUUGUAUUUGGUGAAGCAAUAUUGAAUCACUGAUUUGGUAAUUUCAAUGAGAAAACACAUCUUCUAAA